This is a messenger RNA of Cicer arietinum (chickpea), 1939 nucleotides long. RefSeq names its product putative pentatricopeptide repeat-containing protein At3g15200. Gene Ontology annotation, molecular function: protein binding. NCBI's taxonomy places the organism in Eukaryota, Viridiplantae, Streptophyta, Magnoliopsida, Fabales, Fabaceae. The record is from RefSeq and is a predicted model, not a curated record.
UUCCAUUUACUUUGUCUCCUCAUUCAAAAGAAAGCAUAAAUCUGAAACUAGUGUGGGUUGGUUCAUCGCGCACAGUUUCAUGAAUAAAUUGUUCGACAAAAUUCGAGUAACAGCAGCACCAACACAGAGCACAACAUGAAAGCUAUAAAAACACUUUCCUGCGAAAACAACCAACGCAUUAUCGCAACCUUAUUCAACAAUCUCCAAACACCACGAUCACCAAAAUUUGAUCGAUUCCUUCAUUCUCAUCCCGAAUCACCGCCAGCUUCAUUCAUCCAAAACCUUCUCAAAUUCCGAAGAGACAAACCAACGCAACAAAUCGAACAUGCUCUCAACCUCUGCAAAAUUCACCCCAACCACGAACUCGUCCUCGAAGUCUUGCAACGUCACCGUUCCGAUUGGAAACCCGCGUUCACUUUCUUCAAAUGGGUCUCCAAAACCAACAACUACACACCCAGUUGCCACGUGUAUAACGAGAUUCUCAACAUCCUCGGUAAAAUGAAGCGUUUUGAGGAGUUACACCAAGUGCUUGACGAAAUGUCGCAACGAAAAGAACUCGUAAAUGAAGAAACUUUUUCCAUUUUGAUUCGUAGGUUUGUGGCUGCACAUAAAGUGGAGGAAGCAAUUAACAUGUUCCACAGAAGGGAAGAGUAUGGUUUGAACAAUGAGUUUGAUUCAGAAGCUUUUCGUACUCUCUUGAUGUGGCUGUGUAGGUAUAAACACGUUGAAGAAGCAGAAACUUUGUUUCAUAGUAAGAUGAACAAGUUUCAGCUUUAUCAUGAUAUAAAAACUUGGAAUGUAAUUCUCAAUGGUUGGUGUGUUUUAGGGAAUACACAUGAAGCUAAGAGGUUAUGGAAAGAUAUAAUAAGUUCUAAAUGCAAGCCUGAUAUUUUCACCUAUGCAACUUUCAUUAAGGCGAUGACGAAUAAAGGGAAAUUGGGAACAACUUUAAAGUUGUUCAAUCGUAUGUGGAAAGAUGAGAGUUGUAAACCUGAUGUUGUGAUAUGCAAUUGUGUAAUUGACGGUCUUUGUUUUAAGAAGAGGAUUCCUGAGGCGUUGCAGGUUUUUCGUGAUAUGAAGGAACGAGGUUGUCAGCCGAAUGUAGCUACUUAUAAUUCGUUGAUUAAGCAUCUUUGUAAGAUAAGGCGAAUGGAUAAGGUUUAUGAACUGGUAGAGGAUAUGGAGAGGAGGAAUGAGGGUUGUUUGCCUAAUGAAGUUACUUAUAGUUACUUGCUUAAGUCGCUGAAGACGCCUCAGGAAAUUCCUAGGGUUUUGGAGGCAAUGGAGAGAAAUGGGUGUGCAAUGAGUGACGAUGUUUACAAUUUGGUCUUGAGGUUGUAUAUGAAAUGGAAUGAUCUUGAUGGAUUGAGAAAAACAUGGGAAGAAAUGGAGAGGAAUGGAUUGGGACUAGACAGACGAUCGUAUACCAUCAUGAUUCAUGGACAUUAUGAAAAUGGGAGGAUAAAAGAUGCUAUGCGUUAUUUCAAGGAGUUAACGUCGAAGGGGAUGGUGCCGGAGCCAAUAACCGAGAAACUAAUGAUUUCCAUGAACCCUCAGUUGACGGAGAGAACGGGAGAACAAGAAGGAAUUGAAGGAGAUGAGUCUAAUGUCUGAGGUAUUGAAAUGUUGGUCCAAUUGUGAGAGUUGGACAAUGAUAUUUAUGCAUAUUUGUUGUUCAGAUUGGCUGCUAGAGUUUUGUUUGAACUACAUGUAGACGAUUCAGAAUUUGCUAGGACUUGAAUCAUGGUUAGAGCAUCAAAAUGGGAAAGAAUUGUAUCCUCCAAUAUAUAGAUACCUGGACACAUUUUAUGUUGUUUAUCAUUUUUUGUGAAUGAGAAGAAUAAAAAAGUAAUGAGCAUAAACUCAGACAAUGUGUGUGAGUGUGUAGAUCAAAUUACAUCUCCAAUUACUAUUGGCAUAGUUGUUUGUGUUGACCAAA